AUGGCCGCGCCCCAACAGAACGAGGACGGUUCCUACAACUACGACAAACCGUCAAAGACUUUAGAGAGCGGGUCAAAGUCUGAAAUGCCGGAUAUGAAGUAUUUGCCGCCGGCAGAUAAAAAGGAUGCAGAACCGGCCGCCCCAGAUAUGCCGGCCGAUGUGAGGACCCCGGAUAUUGCCGCGCCCCAGCAAAAUGAGGACGGUUCCUACAAUUACGACAAACCUUCAAAGUCCUUGGAUAGCGAACCCAAGUCUGAAAUGCCGGAUAUGAAAUAUUUGCCGCCGGCAGAUAAAAAGGAUGCAGAACCGACGGCUCCAGAUAUGCCGGCCGAUGCGAAGACUCCGGAUAUGGCCGCGCCCCAACAAAAUGAGGACGGGUCCUACAAUUAUGAAAAACCCUCGAAAACCUUGGAGAGUGAGGCAAAGGCUGACUCACCAGAAAUGAAAUAUUUGCCACCAGCAGAGAUGAAGGAGGCUGGAGCAGCAUCUCCGGACAUGAAGUAUCUGCCGCCUUCUUCGGACAAGACAGCAGACGCGAAAUCCCCAGGUACUGCCGCGCCUCAGCAAAACGAGGACGGCUCCUACAAUUACGACAAACCCUCAAAGACGCUGGAGGGCGAAGCAAAGUCUACGGCCGACGCCGUGCCGGACAUGAAGUACUUGCCUCCCACAGAGAAGAAGGAGGCCGGGACGGCGUCUGCGUCCCCGGACAUGAAGUACCUGCCGCCCUCGACCGACAAGGAGGGCGCUGGCGACCCAAAGACGGCCCCCGCCCCGCAACAAAAUUCGGACGGCUCUUACAACUACGAUAAGCCUUCGAAACCGUUUGACGGCAGUUCUAAAGCUCCCGCCGCCGCUGAGGGUGGUGGUGGUGCGGCCCCGGACAUGAAGUAUCUCCCGCCCGCCUCUGACAAGGGUGGCCCGGGCGGCGGAUCCGGCCCCGACGUGAAAUACUUGCCUCCAUCAUCCGACAAGGCCGGCGCCGCCCAGGCUCCCGCCGCGGCCCGGCCCCCGCAGAACGACGACGGCUCGUACAACUACGACAAGCCGGCUAAUCCGCUGCCCGCCGCCGCGAAUGGGGACGCUGCCCCCGACAUGAAAAAAACUUCACCUACGAGUUCUUGCAUGACUUCAGUUCCACGAGCUGGAUUUCUAAUCAUAUCUUAA
Frankliniella occidentalis (western flower thrips) is the source of this 1167-nucleotide messenger RNA. Its product is annotated as nascent polypeptide-associated complex subunit alpha, muscle-specific form-like. The coding region runs from base 1 to 1167 and encodes 388 amino acids. The record is from RefSeq and is a predicted model, not a curated record. Lineage: Eukaryota; Metazoa; Arthropoda; Insecta; Thysanoptera; Thripidae. The transcript is spliced from 2 exons.